Molecule: messenger RNA, 2908 nt
Organism: Mizuhopecten yessoensis (Yesso scallop)
Lineage: Eukaryota; Metazoa; Mollusca; Bivalvia; Pectinida; Pectinidae
Product: sperm-associated antigen 17-like
Exons: 13
Biological process (GO): epithelial cilium movement involved in extracellular fluid movement; axonemal central apparatus assembly
Cellular component (GO): axonemal central apparatus
Source: RefSeq, a predicted model, not a curated record
GCUGACAAGGAAAAGGAGGACAAGAAAGGACCAGGAUCCAGGGCUAGUGCCAAGUCUAAGACCUCUGCCAAGGAGCCAGAUGACCAGCCUAAAGAGGAUGGUGAAGCACCACCUGUAGAGGAGAAAUACUGGCCAUUUACCGGGUAUGAUGUGGGGAACAAGCUGAUUCAUGUGGCCGGGAUGACCACCACCCUGUUCCCUUCAGACGGUGGUCAGAUCAGGACUGAGAAGCUGGAGUUUGCACAGGGCACCAACUCAAUAAAGACAUCUGUGUUAAAAGAUGGCCAUGUGUUCUGUGUGCACGUCAUUGAUCCAAAGGAGGGAGGGGAGGACAGCGAAGGAGAGGAGGAGGACAGUAAAGAGGAGGUGGAAAAGUCUGAACAUGAGAAAUCAGAAAAGGACCAGGGAGAUAAGAUGACCAGAGAGGGGGAUGCUGGAAGUACUGGAAGGAGUAACUCAGCCAGGUCUGAUGAGAAGAAAACAAAGUCAGUCAGUGCUUUUGGCAGUGUCACUGCUCACCUGCAGGAUGGAAUGUCACUAUCACUGAGUCAGUUUGGUCCUAAAGGGAUUUCAGAGGAUGGUAAGAAGUAUGAGCCGAAGGUCUAUGUGCCUCCUCCCACCACUCCAAGUCCUUUGCCCCCACCAUCACCCACAAAGAGUAAGAAGGGUGACAAGGGUAAAGGGGCCCCUACUCCCGAGGCACCACCUCCCAUCACUCCCCAGGAAACAGAGAAGGAGGAGGACCAGGAGGAGAAGAGGGAUGAGGAGAAGCCUGUUCUCCAGCCAUUCCAGCAGCUGUAUGUGAGCUCACCCGACGGCCUCAGUGUUAAGUACCUUCUGGAGAGCUCCAUCGGUAUGAAGCCAUUGUCCGAGGAUGACCGCCGUCUGCUCAUUAAGCAAAGUUAUCCAUUUAAAACACGGGGUGAGCAGCCAUGCGAGUCCAAGCGGAGAAAGUUUGCCCUGUCGGAGCAGUCCCGUAUCAUCACAUCAGAAGGCACCGUGGUCAAAAACAUGAUGGAUGGGUCAGUCGAGGUGCUGUAUGCAGAUGGUACCGUUAGUGUCCACACUGGUCCUUGGGCUUGUAAGAGAAGUGGGAGUAGUUCCCCUCAGAGAGCUGGAAGUGCCCGCAGUCAGACAGGAGAAAGGGCAGAAACACCCACCAAGAAGACAGCAGCCAGUGCUAAGGGAAAGACCAAGUCCCAGGAGAAAAUAGCAGAGCAGGCUCCAGAGGAGGAGGCACCAGAGAAAAAGGGCAUGUGGGUCACAACCUACCCUAAUGGGGAGAAAGUGGCCUGUAAAGGUGACAACGAAAUGGAGGAACUCAAGUCAGUCAUGAUCAGUUUGGCCUCAGAUCCCCAGACAAGUCAGUCCAUGGCAACAAGAGAUGACCAUGUGAUCACCAUUAGUUACCCAGAUGGCACUACAAUCAUAGAGCAUGCUGACGGUACAAGGAUCACCACAUACUACAAGGAAAACCAGAUAGCUACUGGCGAAGAGGACUUUGAGGACAAUGAAAUGAAAGAAUUUGAAACCCAGACAGUGAAGUUUGUGAAGGUAGAAUGUCCUGCUUAUGCUACAGUAGAAUUUAAUUGUUCGACAAGUGAGAACUUGACCAUAUUUGGUAAUGGCACGACUAUCAACGUAUUCCCAGACGGAUACUACAUGUUACACCAGCACGAUGGUGGACGUGUGGAGGUGGACAUGGAGGGCACCCUCACCUACUACCCUCGGCCAAUCAGGAACAUGGAACAGCUACUCCCGGAGAGGGAGCUUCAGUACAUUCUCUGUCAUAAUGCUGAUGUUGUUGUGGAAACUGUCGACUCAGAUGGAAAUGUAUUUAAUGUAAAGAGUAAUGGAGACUUUACCGUGAUUCCAGUUAAUGGAGAUGCACUUUCUGAAUCUAGUAUGGAUGAAGGCAAAACUGAUAAAAAAUUGACAACUUUCAGGGAACAUGCUCCCCGAUUCUUUAUUCUUCACUCAGAUGGAAGUGGUACAGAAUUGUUACGUUACCAAGAUGUUGCAGAAUAUCUCAGCACAGCAGAGCACAGUCCUGCAACAGCAGUGCUUAAGGAUGACCUACCAGACUAUCCUGGUGUGCUUGGAAUCACCAUUCUCAAACCAUACCUGGGAGGCUCAUCAGAAAGAUUCUUUAAGAAGUAUGACCAAGAGUCCAUCAUUCCUCCAGGCAUACGCUGUAGAGACCUGACAACCCUUCCUCCUAAGGAAUUCAAGACCCCUGGACCAGGCUAUGGUAAAAACCUAGGACAGGGACUGUCAGUGGGAGCAGCAGUAAGGCAGCCAAUCAGAAUCCCAAUACUAAAAUGUCCAAAUGUUUUAGAACUGCGACAGCUGAUACAGUAUAAACCUGUGUCAGGGUCUCUCAGAGAAAGCCUGAAGGCGGGUGUUAAAGAGUAUGCCGAGUUUGUGAUUGAGAGAAAUAAGGUGACUGACAUGAUGCAGGUAGUUGAUCCAAGGACAGACGAGGAAAGGAUCCAUGCUGCAGAUCUUACAGAGAUCGGACUCCAGACAGCUCGACGGGAACUUCCACAGUAUGAGCCAGCCAACAUCAAAGGAAUAUAUGAGAAAGUGACAGCUCCCCCUGUACCAAGUCCGCCCCCGACCCCCCAGCCCAAACGCACCAUGGCUGACUGGGAGAGGGACCAGCGUGAGAUGAACCAGGAACUGGAUGGCAGGGAUUCACUCAGGAAGAAAAGGAUCCCUACCUACUUUGACAGCGAAUUUGGGAAGGCCUUUCUCCUCACCCAGGCCAAGGAUGUAGACGAGAUUCUACAACAGCUGACUGAGGACCCGAGGAAGGACGGUACUGAAGCUGUCCGUGGUAAUUCGUCCAGCCAGAGUAACAACCCCCAGCAAAUCUCCCCAGACACUAGUGCUUACCCCGCACGAU